Molecule: messenger RNA, 1440 nt
Organism: Baudoinia panamericana UAMH 10762
Lineage: Eukaryota; Fungi; Ascomycota; Dothideomycetes; Mycosphaerellales; Teratosphaeriaceae
Exons: 1
Coding region: 1-1440 (479 amino acids)
Biological process (GO): peroxisome organization
Cellular component (GO): peroxisomal membrane
Source: RefSeq, a predicted model, not a curated record
AUGACCGGCGAGGUGGCGCACCGUGAUGCGGCAAUCCCAGCGGUAAGCCUGCCGUCUAAGCCAGACAAGCAGCCGGCGACAGACGAGACCAAAAUGGAAAUGGGCAACCCGCAGGACAAGCUGCAGCAAAAUGGAUCGUCGGAAGCAAGACAGAGCCUACAGGAUCGUUUCUUCAAUGGCGUCCUGGCGCAGAUUAUACCAACCAAUGAUGACAGCAGCAACGAUGUGCCAGAAAGCAAGAAGGCUAGAGGGAUGAGAACCAGUGUGGACAGGCCAGGCUUCAGCAUACCGUUGAUGAGCACUAACUUCAGAAGAUUCAACGCGCGGAUCGGCGUGGUAUUCGUCCUGCAGAAUCGUAUCAUCCGUCUCCUCACCUGGCACCAUGCAACGGCAACCUUAUCGUUCCUGGCGGUAUACACUUUACUAUGUUUGCAACCACGUCUUCUACCUGCCAUGCCCAUCAUAGGCCUUCUUCUCUGGAUCAUGAUGCCAUCUUUUCUAGCGCGCCACCCUGCUCCUGCAGACGAUACACGCAUUGAGUGGAUGUUCCAUGGCCCACCCGUUGCACCGCCAAGUAGGGUCAGGCCCGCCCCGGAGCUGAGCAAGGACUUCUUCCGCAACAUGCGCGACUUGCAGAAUAGCAUGGACGACUACAGCAGGCUGCACGACGCUGCGAAUGAGUACAUCACGCCGUAUACCAAUUUUAGUGAUGAGGCUACAAGCUCUGCGUUGUACAUGACUUUGUUCGUCGUGGGCUGUACGGUACUUGUUGGAAGUUCUGUUGUUCCUUGGCGGCUAAUAGCCCUGAUCGCUGGCUGGACUGCUACGUUGUUUGGACAUCCAGAGCUGCAGAAGGGUUUGUUCUCUUCCGAUCUUCGGAGCAACCUAUGGCGACGGAUAGACAUGCUUCAGGUACACGUGAAGAAUCUCAUCGAUGCCGACAUUCUUCUCGACUCCCCAUCAGAGAUGCGACAAGUGGAAAUCUUUGAGCUGCAGAAGUACCACGUCUACAGCGAUACAUGGGAGCCAUGGCUUUUCUCACCCUCACCGUUCGAGCCACUGUCUGCUCCUCGCAUCGCAGAUGCACGUGCUAAAGGUACGCAAUUUUUUGACGACGUGCAGGCACCGCAGGGAUGGUCGUGGAAGGAUAAGAAGUGGAGUCUGGACUUGGCGGGGCGUGAGUGGGUGGAGCAGAGGAUGAUUACAGGCGUUGAGGUAGAGAUGGAAGGAGAGAGGUGGGUGUAUGAUCUUCCGGCCGAGGCUGUGGAUUCUCUACAGAGUCCGACAAAGCGAAAGCAGAAGGAGAGGACAUCCAAGGACACACCGAAAGAUGGUUGGGAAGAAGGAACGAGGCUAGCGGCGCAUGGUGAAUGGAGGCGGAGACGGUGGGUUAGGGUCGUUGAAAGGAAAGCUUUACCGCGAAGUGAGCAGCCCAGAUGA